CAUCGAAGCGUUUGUUUUCGACGAGGGAACAACACUAAAUUUUUCUUACACAUAGAACACUUUGUGAAAAAAUGGAGUGGACGGACGCAUAGAAUUAGAUACCUUGAUCAUCUUAUAUUGCUUGUAGAAUGAGAACUGUUCGAAGAUGGAAAAGUAUUACAAGGCGAAGAAUGGUAAAUGCCAGACAGCAGAUUGUUGGCAUGAUAAUAUUCACUUUUGGCGUUUUCAUCCUCAACGCCAUCCUCCAGACAAAGUCUUUACAAAGUGACUCACAGGGUCCCGAUGGAAGCAACUUGGGAAACCGUCCUGUUACGGAGAUGACCUUUGAACCUUUCCCUGAUGUAUCAACGAACUGUGUCAAGAAGGUCCAUAUUUUUGGUAACCUGACAGAUAUGGCGUCUUGGCUGGAGCUUUCAUCAUGGCAUAAGCUUUUCAAGAGGGGCGAGGUCUUCAAACAUACUGCAGAUGCCUUGUGCCCUCUCUACAAUUGCACCCUCAGAUUUACGAUUGGGACAAACCUUACUCAUCUCAAAGGAAAGGAUGCCGUCAUUUUUGGCGCGCUCCCGAAGGCAUUUGAAGGAAGACUCCGUGAUGUGAUUUCCAAGGAACCUGAACCAGGACAAACCUGGUUUUAUUACAGCACCGAAACACCUUUGCGUGUCGUCAACUGGAACAGAGACCUUCGCAUUGCCGAUUUGAAGUAUCAUAAAAUAAUGACCUAUCGCAGCGACUCUGAUAUCCAUAUUCCUUUCGGUUACUAUCAGAAAAGAUCAAAGCCUCUCACAGAUGCUGAAUUCAAUACUAAAUUUAUACAGAACAGGACGAAACUCGUAGCUUGGAUGGCAAGCAAUUGUGCACAGAUCUUCUGGCCCCGGAUACCAAUCGUGGAACAACUCGGUCGUAGAGUACAACUUGACACGUAUGGCAGAUGUGGAAAGUUGUCUUGUCAACCCCAGCGUUCGGAAAAGUGCAACCACAUGUUGAAGGAAUAUAAAUUCUACCUGACCCUUGCAAAUUCAGAGUGCCACGAGUACAUUACUGAAAAGUUUUGGACUCAGACGAUCGGCCAGGGUAUUGUUCCUGUCGUUUACGGUGCCCCAAAGUCCGACUUCCAGAAAAUGGGACCUCCAAACUCUUUCAUCCAUCUUUCUGACUAUUCCUCACUGAAAGAAAUGGCAGAACAUCUCAAGAAGCUGAAUAAAGAUCACGAAUCUUACAUGAAGUACUUAGAAUGGGGUCGCUAUUAUGAAGCAAUUCCGACAUUUCCCAUUCAGAUAAACAACUUGUGCAGGAUUGUACCCCAUCUUUACAAUGGAACUACGCAAGAGUUGCAUAGACUGGGUGACUCCACUUGGUACAAAGGGUGUCGAAACCUACCCAAUAAGGAUAUUUUAACCCCAUUUUGGCCCAGGGAGCAGAUGCUUGCAUAUUUCACGUGGACUCCUUGGGGUUCGAAAAGAGAUGGGAUAAAUAGAGGUACUGAUAUAAAACCAUUCUAAGUUUCUCAGAGGUGUACCUAUCUCUCAUUGACACGGGAAAAUUGUUUUUCUUCAACCAGGCUGGUGCAGGUCUGGUGAGAGGCUUGGCAUCAUUGGCGGCGGAAGCCAAAAUAUUUAGGGGGUGUCCACCUGAAAUCUUUGAGAUG
This is a messenger RNA of Lytechinus variegatus (green sea urchin), 1645 nucleotides long. RefSeq names its product glycoprotein 3-alpha-L-fucosyltransferase A-like. The transcript has 2 exons. Bases 129 to 1499 code for a protein of 456 amino acids. The record is from RefSeq and is a predicted model, not a curated record. Gene Ontology annotation, cellular component: membrane. NCBI's taxonomy places the organism in Eukaryota, Metazoa, Echinodermata, Echinoidea, Temnopleuroida, Toxopneustidae. Gene Ontology annotation, molecular function: alpha-(1->3)-fucosyltransferase activity.